AUGGCAGAAAAUUACGUAAUGAAAUCGUUGAACGAACAUGUUCAAACAGAUCGACAAUUAAACAUAAAAUCUGCGUCAUCUAUUGCACUCAAAUUUGAUCAAUUAAAUGAACAACCAAAUGCACUUAUUAAUUUUAAUACAGGCAUAUUACAGUGGCUAGGACAUCAGACAGGUGUUUUAUCAUCAUCAACUGUAAUCGGAACAGCAGACACCCUAGUUUUAUAUACUGAAAAUCGUUCAAGUGAACUCUACUUGACAAAUCGAACAGCAUUAAGAAAGAAGAUUCAAUGGACUCAUGGACAAAUUAAUGAUAUCACAUGGUCUUCCAUUUUGAGUAAAUUUAUUCUUUUGGCAGAUUACUACGUAUUUACAUUCGAUGCAGAAGAGAAUAAAAUCGAAGAGAUCAAACAAAUUUCUGUUAACAGAGGAAAAAUACCGUUGUACAGUUGUACAUGUUCAAAAGAGACAAUACUAUUAAGCUAUUUUGGAUGGGGCUCGAUAGUUGACCAGUACAAACUCUCAAAUGGAAAUUGGGAAAGAGUAAAACAAUGGAAAACACCUUUUACAUGUAACACGAACGAAUGGAUCGGACAAAUUCGAUUUGCAAGUAGCAAUGACGGACAUAUCGGGUUAACCAUAGCAGAUAACAAUAACAAUUGGAGGUUUGAACUUCGUGAGUACCGAACAAUGGAAAUAUUACAUCAAGUUCGUUUAGAUGAAAGUUCUUUGACCAGAUGUCUAGUUUGUCUUCCACACGAUGAAUGGUUAAUUGUUCAUAAAGGAACAAAAACACUAGAAAUUAUUGACAAAGUUGGUAGUACAAAGAAAACGGUUACGUAUAACUCGAAUAUAACUAGCGCUGGUCUAUUUGAUCAAAACUGUUUGGUUAUCUCAACGUAUGAGAAAAUUUGCUUCUACAAUUUGUGA
Molecule: messenger RNA, 927 nt
Organism: Didymodactylos carnosus
Lineage: Eukaryota; Metazoa; Rotifera; Eurotatoria; Philodinida; Philodinidae
Source: the annotation of a GenBank genome assembly